Mya arenaria is the source of this 1855-nucleotide messenger RNA. RefSeq lists its product as uncharacterized. The record is from RefSeq and is a predicted model, not a curated record. The transcript has 6 exons. Lineage: Eukaryota; Metazoa; Mollusca; Bivalvia; Myida; Myidae. Bases 107 to 1684 code for a protein of 525 amino acids.
UAUAGUUCUCGAAUUACAACAUUUAGUAAUGCUUUCAUUUUAAUUGUAUUUACACAUAUUAAAUACAUAGUUAAUAGGUUAUUAUGAUGGUAGAGAAGUGUUCGGAAUGGAUUUACUUUAUUUGUUAAUCUUGUUUGCGCUAAGUUUUACAAAAGAAAGUGAGACUGCCUGUGGUAAUCUGACAUAUCUCGAGCCUGCAUUGCAAUUGAGAAAUGUGACGUUUGUGUUCGAACCGGACAAUUACCAAAGCGAUAUACUACCUAUUUUGAAAAACGAGCAAUACAAUAUGGGCGGUCAAAGGGUCUCAGUCAGUGCUGAUCCAACCAGGAGUGUGUACCUUAUUGUUUUAAACACCUACGUUGGCGGUAGAAACUAUGCGAGCACGUAUUUUUCUGUGACUCACAAUAAAUGCAGCUCAGAUCGAGUACGCCUAGAUUUAAGAGUUAUUUCAGGUUGCGGAUAUUUGUAUAUUAGGACCAAGGUGGUUACCACAGGAGGUUAUGUCGAGUUAGGCUACUUUCCCGCUUUAAGCGUAAUAAACAACUAUCAUCUUUAUGUACGCCAAUGGUAUAACGCCACCUCCUCAUCGGAUAUGCAUUUAUCAGAUGGUCGCUUUUCUGAGAGGAAGGAUCCAAACUGGGAGUUUGUACUGACAAUACACAACGUAAACCGAUGGACGUCUGGAAACUACAGCGUGAGAUGCACAGAUGACCGUCCUGGAAGGAACAAGUUUACACAACCCGUUGAAAUAAACGUCAUUGGUAAGCCCUCGCUUCAUUCCUAUAAUCAUACUUCCGAAUGUGAUGAUUGCUUAGUCGGAAUAAAUGGACAAGAUUUGGGCAGUCAUAUUUACUGCCAUACAACCGGCGGAACUGUUCCAACAAUAUAUGUCGGAGAUAGAAAAGUAACCGUACACUUUGUUAGUAAUGAUACAUACCGGCCGUCGUAUGUUGCGAGUAAAGACGACCACAUGAAGGUCGUUACAUGCAGCGUCUUCAAUGCAGCUAUGGAAACGCCACUUAACACCAGUUCCAAACUUUAUGUCGCAGUUAAGCCAGACAACGCAGUUCUCGCCGUACCCACACUGAAAGAAGGGGAACCAGCAGGAAUCACGUGUUCUUCCAUGGGAGGGAGACCGCCGUCAACAUUAACACUAAUGAUCGGUACGAUGAACGUGACUGCAAAUAUUAGUACAACAACUAUUUUAAACGAAGAGUUCGGAAGCUACACAACACAGAUUGUUUUGGAAGCAGCUGCUAAGAGAGAGUGGCAAACGCGAGAGGUGAUUUGCUUCCAACGGACGCCGUUGUUUUCUAGCUAUAAAACUGAAAAGGAAAUUAUAGACUGUAAAUACCCUCCGUCAGAGAUAUUGCUGGAGUCACCAGAUAUGCCCUCCAGACUUCAAGACAUCUACAAUCUUAUGUUUAGCUGUGAAAUUAAAGAUUAUAACGAUAACUGCAGAUUACAAUGGACCUCAAACAAACCAUCACUCCUAGAGGGUAUAAUUCCUAAAGAAAUAACGAACGCUAGAUCCAUAAGGUCCAUAAUGAACGUAUCAGUCACCAAGGAGGACUUGGGCAAGGUGCUUAUCUGCAAUGCUGUGUGUUCCAGCUUUCAGCGUAACAUCUCGAAGUCGUACGCUCUACUGGUACCUUGUAGGUUUCUUCAAACACUUCGAAUAUGAGCUUAACAACACAUGUCCAGUUAUCGCUUAGCUAGUACGAAAAUUUAGAAUAUACGCAGCAGAAAUAUGCAAACAAUAUUCUCAGCGAAAAUACGCUUGUCCGUAUUCCAUUCCGCUUACACAACGUCAUAACAAGUAUUUAAGAUACAAUGUAAAAUACAAGUUGCAUUG